UCGACAUCAACACCAUGUCUGCCAACGUCGGUCGAGUGGCCAAGAGAGUGCGCUUGUCUACUCCGGUGUGUCGUGCUUGCCGGUAUGGGUUCUCGUCCUCUGCGCGUCCACUGCAGCAGCAGUCCCAUCGACCAGCUACUCCGCCGCCGCCACCACCACCACCGCAUCAGGAGCAGCAGCGACAUGACCAGACGACGCACUUUGGCUUCGAGACGGUGGCCGAGUCCAUCAAGGCUUCGAAAGUCGGCGCCGUCUUCUCCUCUGUUGCGAGCAGCUACGACACCAUGAACGAUCUCAUGUCCCUCGGCGUGCACCGCGUGUGGAAGGACAAUUUCGUGCGCGGCCUCAAUCCGGGGGUGCGGUACGCAUCGCUGCAGAACAAGGGGCAAGGUCAGAGAAUCCUCGACAUUGCGGGCGGGAGUGGUGAUAUUGCAAUACGCAUGCUCGACCAUGCCACCAACAUCAACGACGACCACGCGACGCACGUCACCAUAUCCGACAUCAACCCCGACAUGUUGAACGAGGGCCGCAAGCGAUUGUUGGCCACCCCUUAUCAUGCUGCUGGCCGAGUCGACUAUCUGGAGGCGAAUGCGGAGCAGCUCGAUACGAUUGAGAGUAAUAGCAUUGAUCUAUACACGGUGGCAUUUGGCAUCAGGAACUUUACGCACAAGGACAAGGCGCUCAAAGAGGCCUUUCGCGUGCUGAAGCCGGGCGGCGUGUUUGCAUGUUUGGAAUUUGCGCCCCAGCUGUCCAAUCCAUUGCUCAACGGGUUGUACAAGAGGUGGUCAUUCAGCGCCAUUCCGCUCAUUGGCCAGGUGGUCGCUGCGGACAGGGACAGCUACCAGUAUCUGGUCGAGAGCAUUGAGCGUUUUCCCUCGCAGAUGGAAUGGGCCACGAUGAUUCAGAAUGCGGGCUUCCUCAUCCCGGGGCAGACGAGCGACGGCACCAUCACUGAAGCAGGAUGGGAGGAUGUCAGUUUCGGCAUAGCUGCCAUUCACAAGGGCGUGAAGCCACUAUAGAUUGAUAUACUGCAUAUUCGUUGUAAUUUGUAGAGCAGUCAGCGCUGGACGACCACACCCAAGAAAGGACACGGUGUUCGCGUCGCCAAGCUCAUUCGCCGGUGAAGGAAAUCAUGCCAUGCUGAUCUGCAUGUGAAAUGUACAAGGUUCAGCUUCCAGGGGCUAGACUGGUAUCAAUCGCGCCAUUCCUCUUUUUCUCGGCAACAGAAUGGUAUAACACACACACCUCUCAGUAGUGAUGAUGAAGGCAUGCAGCUGAGCUAGAU
Molecule: messenger RNA, 1285 nt
Organism: Sphaerulina musiva SO2202
Lineage: Eukaryota; Fungi; Ascomycota; Dothideomycetes; Mycosphaerellales; Mycosphaerellaceae
Product: Ubie_methyltran-domain-containing protein
Exons: 2
Coding region: 15-1019 (334 amino acids)
Biological process (GO): ubiquinone biosynthetic process
Molecular function (GO): methyltransferase activity
Source: RefSeq, a predicted model, not a curated record